Actinia tenebrosa (Australian red waratah sea anemone) is the source of this 3799-nucleotide messenger RNA. Its product is annotated as glutamate receptor ionotropic, NMDA 3A. NCBI's taxonomy places the organism in Eukaryota, Metazoa, Cnidaria, Anthozoa, Actiniaria, Actiniidae. Gene Ontology annotation, biological process: monoatomic ion transport. Gene Ontology annotation, cellular component: membrane. The record is from RefSeq and is a predicted model, not a curated record. Gene Ontology annotation, molecular function: ligand-gated monoatomic ion channel activity; signaling receptor activity.
UAACUCCUAUUCAAAAUAUCAAGUUAUAUUUGAGAUAUUCAAGUGAGAAUGAGGAAAGCCCUUUCAAGGUCAUCUUUACAAUGGACUUUUUUCUUAGUAUUUAUAUUGUACGUUUCUUCGUCCUUUGCCAUACCGAAGAUCCCAUUCAAUGUGGGGAUUUUACUCGAUAAAACCUGGAACACAACCAACGUAAGCUUCUCCAGUGUCAACCUUCAACCGGUUAUUUUAUCCACACACGGGCUAGGAUUUGAAGAAAUUGUUACCCAAGGAUGUCAUAAAUUUUCUGCCAAGAAAAUUGUUUCACUGAUCGGCCCUGAAGGUGGGUUGGUGGGAGGAGUUGGUCAGACUAUAGCGCAGCAUUUUUCUAUUCCAUACAUUGGAUUAGGGAUGCGAGUCAAUAAAAUGCACGACAAGCACGUCAACUUGAGUCCGACAAUCUCGGCCCAGGCUGAAGCGAUCAUCGGACUUGCUAUAGAAUUUGGUAGCCCGUGUAUUGGGAUCUUCAUGUCGUCACAAGACCCCGCGGGAAUUAGUCACGAGAUCCGCAAGAAGGCCAACUCACUUACACUCAAAUUCAACAUCAAUGAAGUUAUGGUUGGUCGAUCAGUGCAAGAGUAUGACUUCUUAGCAAUAUCCAGAGAAGCUUUAGUAAUGAACAGAAGUGGAUAUUGUAUUGUUGUACUGGAGUGUGGUAAAUCUAUGGCUACUUUCAUCCAGCAAGUCACAGAUUCCCUCGGUAUCCCCUUGGGGAAGUUCCUCUGGGUAACGUUUGACGAUAAAAAUCUCACUCCACAAGACGAUGUAAAGAACGUUCCAGUGGGGAUCCUCUGGAUGCGGUUAUCGUACAACUGGAUAGAUCUAGUGACUGAUGGCUUGCGGUUAGUGGACAAGACGCUUCAGUCACAGCAGUGGACGUUGAACUCAAGUACUGUGAACACUUCCUGUCUUCAACCGGUGACAUCGUGGAUCGAUAGCAAGCUGUUCUUCAGGAAAAUGAUUGAACAAAGUUUCGUCGGUAAAACUGGAGCCUUGAGCCUAUCAAGUCAAGGACAGCGGCAAACCGUGCCAUAUGACAUACUGCGCAUGUCAAUAAAUCCACAGGGUCAAAAGUUUUGGGAAGAAGUAGGAUCUGCGAGUAGCACGUCAGUACACCUCAGUAGCAAUUUCUGGACGAAAAACUUCAGUCAUCCCGCUUCAAACCUCAUACGGAUGACUACAAUAGAAGAUGACCCUGUUAUCAUUGUCAGUAAGGGUGUCCUCAAAGACAGCGAAGAUUGCACCCUCUCACAGCUUUGCAUCCGAUUUGAACGUGUCAAAAUCCCUGGUACAAACAAAACGCAGAUACAAAGGCUUAGAAAAUGCUGCAUUGGUUAUGCUAUUGAUAUUCUAGAGCAUCUUAAGAAGGAUCUUGGCUUUAAUGUUGAGUUGUAUUUCGUUGAGGAUGGUUUUUACGGCGGCUACGACCCCAAGACCAAAACUUGGAAUGGCCUGAUAAAUGAACUUAUCCAAGGCAAAGCAGACAUGACGCUCACUACACUUACCAUCAAUGAAGUUCGUUCACGUGUUAUUGACUACUCCAACGCGUUUCUUUACGGAGAAACCAAAAUCAUGCUUGGUCAAGGAAAGAAAACAGUGAAUGUCAUAGAGAUGGGGUUCCUUGCUCCGUUUGAUACAAACCUAUGGCUGGUCUCGCUACUAGCCAUCAACGUCACUCUUGUUGUGGUGUGGUUAAUCGAGCGGUUCAGUCCUUAUGGGCAUUUUAACACACACAAGGGAAGACUCAAGUAUAUUUUCGAUGCAUCAGCUUGUAUGUCUUUUAUCUGGAGUAGUGUAUUUAAACUACAGCUCGAUAGCGUUAACCCUAGGAGUGUUAGCGCCCGCACUACAUCAGCGGUGUUUGCCUUUGCCAUGCUCAUUCUUAUAUCUACUUAUACGGCAAACUUAGCAGCAUCCCUCGUAACGACAGAAAGCCAAAAAGUUUCCGAGAUCCGCGAUAAAAAGUUCACAGAUAAAUCGUCAGGUUUUAAAUUCGCUACUCUUAAACACAGCAGCACAGAAAUGGUUUUCUCUCAUAGUUCCGAUCCCGAGAUGAGACGUAUUUACCAAAAUAUGAAGCCAUAUCAGGUGUUGACUUACGCCGAAGCCACGCAAAAGCUUAAUUCAGGGGAACUAGAUGCAUUUAUCGAUGAUUCUCCAUUCAUUGACCUAACAGCGUCCAAGCAGCCAGACUGCUCAUUCAAAAUCGUCGGCCAUGCAAUCACUAUGCAUGGGUAUGGAUUCGCCUUUCCGAAAAACUCCAAGUGGACAACCCCAAUAUCUCAGUUGAUGCUCAAAUACGAAAGAAGAGACUAUUUCCGUCACUUGAGGAAAAAAUGGUUCACGGGUGUCUGUGACAACUCGAAGGAAGCACAAAGUAAAGCAUAUCGGAUGGAGUUCCAGCACUUUAGUGGGUUGUUCUUGGUUUCGUCAAUUGCUUUUGUCAUUUGUUUUGCUUUACUGAUUGUUGAAGUGUUCUUAAACCGAUGUCGACGCAAAAUCUUAACCACUUAUAACUUAAAGCAAUCACCGAACAGCGUUCGUGAGUUAACUGGUACGAACCUGGCUGUCAUAAGGCUAAGUGUCGAAGCCUUGACUGACAAUGUUAAAGCUGCGGACAGACGGAGUUCUACGUCUACUACGAUGACGAUAUGAAUCAGUCGAACCACAGGGAACCACACAAAUAGACGCAGUUGCGAGGAUAAGUUUUGAAGCCUUGACUGAUAAUGUUAAAAGUGCGGACAGACAGAGUUCUACAUCUACUACGAUGACCAGUUUGAAUCGUACCACAACCGUACCGUAUCAUAGGGCUAAGACUUUAACAUUCGGAGAUACUCUAGCUCGAUUCUUGAGCUUUUAGGACAUAGCAACGGUAACUAAGGGGAGUCGGAAGCUUGAGUACAAGACAUGCUAGUCUAACCCCAGUUAGCCCAGAAAUAGGCUAAGUUCUGUGUCUUACUAUAUUGGGUAAAAAUAUUAAGAAACUCAUACGAAUUGCGGAUUUCUGCGUGUAUGGACAAUGGCAAAGCAAAAUACCCAAUCAAUAAACAAGAAGCACAAAAUAUCACAUGAAAUAAUUCAGACAUUUCACGCGCCUUUUUCAAUCCCGUCUUCCGUAACGUAGGAAAUGAAAUUUGCGAGCACUUGUCAUCGCUUUUAAAAUAUGAAAAGUGUUUUAUAUAUCAAUGCGCAGCCACUAAUUGGUUGAGAAUCCGUGCUUUCUCAUAGGACAGAGGACGGUGCAGAGGUCAUCAUAAUGCGCGCGCCUCUCAGUUUGGAAAAAAAUAGUUUAAAAAGAAAACGAUUUUUUAAAGUUAUAAUUUAUUCCUUCUUUGUUAACUGUUUUAUAAAUCAAUGCGUAGCCACUUAUUGGUUGAAAAUCACCGUGCUUCCUCAUAGAACAGAGCACGAUGCUGACGUCAUCCUACUGCGCGCCCUUGUCAGUUUGAUAAAAAAAAUUAAAAAGCUCCUUUUAAAGCUAUAAUGUAUUUUCUUUCUUAUAAGAGUAAAGAGCUUUCCCGUUAUUCUUUCAGUAAUACGUCACAAAGGAAGCGCCAAAAGCACUCAAGAAGUGUGUUGACGUGUGAUCGGCUACGGCUCGUGCUUCAUCUCUUUUCACUUCUUCGACGUCCGUGCUUUUGUCACUUCCUGCUUACAGUAUUACCAGAUGAAACACGGAAGAGCUGUCAUAUGUCUUCAACAAUAGAAAUGCUAGUCUUGUAUUUCCUAAGCAUGAAGAUAUUAAUAAAAACAUCUAUAUUUA